Molecule: messenger RNA, 8829 nt
Organism: Lytechinus variegatus (green sea urchin)
Lineage: Eukaryota; Metazoa; Echinodermata; Echinoidea; Temnopleuroida; Toxopneustidae
Exons: 53
Coding region: 195-8180 (2661 amino acids)
Biological process (GO): cell adhesion
Cellular component (GO): membrane; extracellular region
Molecular function (GO): calcium ion binding
Source: RefSeq, a predicted model, not a curated record
GGUCGUGGAAUAUAUCUUAUUUUCCCAUUGAUGAACUUGGCUUCGGGCAUGAGGAUUUAUCUGAUUGUGAAGGUGCUUUUCAUAAUUUUGGAUUCACAAGUGUCCUAAGGAGUAGCUUCCACCAUUCAGGCCAAGAGGUCAUCACCCUGGGCGGAGGUGAAGAAAUAUGGCUCUACUUGGAUGGACACCUGAUCAUGGAAAUCAUAAAUCACGACUUUCAUCAAAUCAUCUGCAAAAAAGCCGUACUAAAGAACAACAAUGGGGAGGUGGAAAUAUCUAUAUACCAAGGAGCUAUCGAGCACGGGAGGUGUACUUCGCUGUCAUAUCUUCCAAACGAGAAUGUAACCAUGUUGUUAAGGGUUGGGGAUUCGUACACAUUUGAUAUGUUUAUGGCCGAACGGUUUGAGUGCUCCUCAGAACUAUUCAUUGAAUUCCAAAACGUUGAUCUGCCUUCUGAUGACGAACCGGUCAUCUCUGCUUCCUUCCAUACAAACGAAUGGACGGGGACUGGUGUAGACAUCGGGACAUUUGUGAUCGCCGAAUUCAAUGAUGACAUCAAUUUGUAUGCGGGCAAAGUCGCGACAGAAUUUGAGAAUGUUGACUUUCAACCUGAAUGCUACACUGACCCGCAAGGCUUGGAUUAUCGAGGGUUUGUAAGCGUCUCUGAGAAUGGUCACGUGUGCAAAAACUGGUUAUCGCAAAGCAUCGUUAACGACACCUACAACUCGGGUCUGGGCGAUCAUAACUACUGUAGGACGCCAUCUAUCAACGAGACAGCACCAGUGUGCAUCACUGAAGUAGAUCCACUUACUGUAGAAUACUGUAACGUUGGACCCCCUCAGACGUGGUGUGGAAUUCCAUAUGCAUACAAAACGUUUGUUACCAUGGGAGCAGAAGAUGGAAGAUUGAAUGAUAUUUUGUUCUCUGCAAGCAGUUUUUUUACUGAACGGUACCCACCUUCUAGUGCCAGACUUAACAAGGAAGCAGAUGGCCCCCUGGCAGGGCAUUGGUGUGCAAAGAAUUCCGGCCCUGAUGAGUGGAUCCAGGUCGAUCUGGGGGCUAUCCACCCUCUUGCUGGUAUAAUGACCCAGGGUCGCAUUAGUCUGUCGCUGUGGCCUGCAAGCUUCCGGGUAGUGUACAGCUCAGACGAGGUCACAUGGUUCUCCGCAAGAAACCUGGAUGAUAAUGAGACUUUCACAGGAAAUACUAACCGAGAUGGGGUUUAUCCGAAUUACUUCCGACGGGAAAUUCUGGCCCGAUACCUACGGGUCACCGACGUGAUUAUGAAUCCAGAGACAUGGCGAGUUCCCUGUAUGAGAAUGGAGUUGAUAGGAGUCCGUUAUGAAACAGAUAUGAAAGCACUCGAAAUGCCAUCACCAGCUUCAUACGCUCCCUUGGGAAUGGAGGAUGGACGCAUACAAGAUGACCAACUCACUCAAAGUUCUUGCUGGGAUGAGUAUCAUUGUGCUUACCGAGCUCGUCUCAACAUUCAGAAUGAGGUUGGAGUCGGCAUCGGAGGAUGGGUGCCAGAUUCGGGAGACCGGUCGCCAUGGAUACAGGUUGAUCUUCGGGAGACCAAGCUGGUUGGUGGGGUGAUGACCCAGGGAAGGACUGAUCAUAGCAAUGUGUUUCAGUCAUUUUCGGUUUCAUACGGCACCAAUGAUUCUCACUGGGUUCCUGCUAAAGAUAGGAGAAAUUCAGAGACCUUCAUAUCAAACUAUGAUCCGGAUACAAUUGUGGUGAACUACUUUGAUAUGCCUAUUGAAGUGCGUUACAUGAAACUUAAUUUUGAAUUCAAAAGCUAUCCGGGCGCUUUACGGAUGGAAAUCCUGGAGUUCCUACCAAAUUAUGGACCUGGCAUAUCACAGUUAGAUAUUGAACCAUUGGGUAUGGAAAAUUCUGCCAUUCUGAAUGAAAGCCUUGAUGCAAGUUCCGAAAGAUUGUCAGUGACCUUUGCCAGAUUGAAUGGGCCGUCAGGUUGGAUGCCAGAACCAUCUACCGAUGACAGCAAUCCUUGGAUUCAAGCAGAUAUUGGAGUCCUGCGUGACGUCAUAGGUGUACAAUUGCAAGGGAAUGCUGAUGAUGAUUACUGGGUUACAGCAUACAGAGUCAGAAUGAGCAUUAAUGGCUCCGAAUGGAAGGACGGUGUCAACAUCAAGGGGUCCGAGAUUUUCCAUGGCAAUCGAGACAGGCACUUGAUCGUCACCAACUACUUCAUACAACCGGUACAAACCAGAUAUGUCAGGAUCUAUCCGCAAACAUGGCAUGGGGAUAUAAGCUUCCGGUUUGAGCUGCUUGGCCUGACUAAGAUACCUCUGAGUGAGGUCUUUGAUGCUGAGAAACCACUGACGUUUUAUCCUCUUGGGAUGGUGAAUGGAGAUAUAGAGGAUUCUCAGCUUUCAGAAAAAAAUUGUUGGGAUGACGAACAAUGUGCACCUAGCGCUCGCCUUCAUAGUAGACACCCUGGUCAUUCUGGACCACCUUAUGGCGGAGGAUGGGCGGCUGCAGGCCAAAAGAACCCAUGGAUACAAGCCGACUUGAAGGCAAACUUCUUGGUGAUUGGCCUGAUGACGCAAGGCAAGACUGAGUUUAAUAGACAAUGGGUGACAAGAUUUCGAGUUAUGAGGAGUUUUGACGAAUACCUAUGGCACAACACCCUUGACAUACGCCGCCAGAUAGAAUUCCUUGGUAACUUCGACCAGAAUACAGUUGUCACAAACUAUUUCUACAGACCAGUAUUUACUCGAUUUGUGAGAAUUGUUGUGAUGGCCCAACAUAUUCAUCCAGUGAUCAGAUUUGAGUUGAUUGGACGAGAUAUCAGACCACGAAGGAAGCGCUUUCCAAGAGAUUCAAGCGAAUGUUAUAGCUCUACCGAUCUGACUGAUUAUAGAGGGACUGUGAAUGAGACUAUCUCAGGUUACACCUGUCAGAAGUGGACCUCAUUUGAACCCCAUGACCACGACCGUACAGCGGCCAGGUUCCCAAUGAGGGGUAUUGGAGAUCACAAUUACUGUAGAAAUCCAGAUGGCGAGCCAUUUGCAUGGUGCUAUACGACAAAUCCUCAUGUAAGAUGGCAAGGAUGCAGUAUUCCUCCCCGUCAAGAUACGUGUGGCGAAGAUCACGAAAAAGCUAAAUGGGAAGAGUGCUUUACAGACAGCGAGGGGAGAGACUACAGGGGAUUCGUCAACACGACAGAAAACGGCAAAGAGUGCCAGCGGUGGGACCGAACAUCGCCGCACAGUCACACGAAAGUGAGUCAAUACCCGGAUGCAGGGCUGGUGGAGAACUUCUGCCGGAACCCGGAUCCAGGGGACUCGACAGCCUGGUGUUACACCACUGAUCCAAACGAGAGGUUUGAAGAAUGCCGGCUUUUGCCACGUCAGUCUUCAUGUGUCAAUGUGUCUGCUGAAUUCGUCUGCAAUUUGACAAGACGCUUGGAGCAGUACGGUGGAGUGGUGAAUUGGACUGUCAGCGGUAGGGUAUGCCAGCAUUGGUCAUCGCAAUUCCCCCACGAGCACCCCUUCACAUCUCAUGAGGGCGACCACAACCAUUGUUCAAAUAUCGGCAUGCGUGUUACCCCUUGGUGCUACACAACGGACCCUUUGGUUCCGUGGGAAUACUGCCCGGUAGGCAUCUACCACCAUGCAUGCGUGAAGAACUCAAGAGCUACUUUUGAAAAAGAAAGACCAGUGGUCACCUUGAAGCCAUAUUCAAACAAGGGAACUUGGCCGAAAUACGCAGAGGACUCCACAAAGGACUUCAGUGGAUUUCACUUUGAUUCGGUCGAUGGAGUCAAGUUUGUCCCCUGUGUAAAAGGAGAUGCUUGCGAUCCGGAUCCUUGUUUUAAUGGAGGCACCUGUAUGCUGAAUGAUACUUCUUACACAUGCCUGUGCUCAGGGGCAUGGACAGGAAGAAAUUGCACACAGGUAUCCCCGAACCUCGAUAAUGCUGUAUGGUAUGGGAAAGGUAAUGUUACGGUCGUCACAAAUCUGAUCUUAGACCAUGAAGAAAAGCCUGCUUACCAAGUUAAACUAAGAUUUGACAAGCUUUAUGAUCGGGACCACCCAACCUUCAUAUUUAUUGAGGUGUAUGUGGACGAUGCUAAUGACCAAUGCCCUGAGUUCCCUGGAAACUACACCUUUUAUCCGGUCCCAGUGUUCCAACAAUACAUCGAUACUGUUCAUGCUUACGACAAUGAUCAAGGACAUAACGCCAUGAUAUCAUAUUAUUCAGAAAUAGCCCAUUCUGUCCAACGUGAUGAGCUACUGAGUAAUGUGACUGUCCGUCUAGCGGCCGUUGAUGGCGGUUUUCCCCGAAGAGGUACGGUAAAAAACGUUACUCUUAUAGUGAGCGAGUCGUGUGUAUUUGACGCUGAUGAAGAGCGGACCCCUCUUCGGCUCACAACCGGCAUUGACACGGGAAAGAUCGGGGUGGCUGUCCCAAAAUAUUACUUUUACAAAUAUGAUUGUCUAUCUCCUCUUGGAAUGGAAUCGAGAAUCAUCAGUGAGUUUCAUCUCGAUGCCUCUGAUGAUGGCCUAGUUGGGUACAGUGUGGACAGUGCAAGACUCAAUAGACUACCUAUGCGGCUAUUCGGUUCAGGUUCGGGCAGUUGGGUGCCUGGUUACUUCCCAUCGCGUCUGGGUGAAUGGAUGCAAGUAUCUAUGAACGAAACCACUGUGUUUGCUGGAAUCAAGACGCAGGGUUCCAGUGAUAUACUGGCAUGGGUUGUAAACUUCACGUUGGCUGUCUCCAACGAUACGUUCUCAUGGAUGGAUAUCUUAGACGUGAACAACAAGACCAGGGUAUUCAUUGGAAACUACGACCAAAACAGCACAGUGACAAACUACUUUGAUGAAGUAUACGCCAUAUAUUUGCGGAUUUAUCCUAUAUCGUGGCACAGCCGUAUUGGUUUGCGCUUCGAGCUGCUAGGAUGCAGGCCGUACAUGAAGUUUAAACAUCUGCUUGGUUGUAUGCGAUGUGAGACCACGUACUACUGCCCAGGUGAUGGAUCACGCUCAACUUGUGGCCGAUGUGACCCACCACGAGAUGAUUGCGAUCGUUCACCGGUGGAACAUUCCUAUGGACACGCAACGCACUGCAGCCCUUGUCCAGAAGGACAUAUUUGCCAUGAUGGAUAUGCAUAUCUAUGUCCACCAUAUACAUACGCAGUAUGCAAUGACACGUUCUGUAUUGAUGAAUGCAUCCAAUGUGAAGCUGGUACAGCAUGUUUUGAUGGAGUAAGGACCGAGUGCAGACCAGGUUUCUUCUCCAUAGGAUAUGGACAAGAUGAGUGUCUCCCAUGUGAGGAUGGGUCGUACCAACCGCUUCCAAAGCAAUCAUCCUGUGAAUGCUGUCCAAGUGGCUUUACAAGUUCCCUUGGCAAAUGGGAGUGUUCCCCUUGCCAGUUUAACCAGUAUUCUGAUGCUGACUGCCUCCCGUGCUCAUUAUGUUCAUCUGCAAGCGAGUGUCCCUGCAUGCUUCCUCCCGGGCCUUGCUUUAAGGGAGUGAAGUGCGUGAACACUGGAGGUGGUCAAUAUCGCUGCCUGGAUUGCCCGCUUGGUUACCGUGGUGAUGGAGUGAACUGCGUGGAUAUCAAUGAGUGUACUGAGUCGGACCCCUGCUUCAGCUCCGAUGGAUGCACCAAUCUAGAGCCGGGGUACGUCUGUGAUAGAUGCCCAGCUGGUUACCAUGGAGAUAUCAUCCAUGGAUACGGCUUGAAUCAAACCCGAGACAACAGACAGGUAUGCACAGAUAUUAAUGAAUGCCUCACCGAGAAUGGAGGAUGUGAUGCCAAUGCAUAUUGUAACAAUACAGAGGGAAGUUUCCAGUGUGGUGAAUGUUUACCUGGUUACCUUGGUAACAACGAAGAUGGGUGUAUGCUCGAUAUAGACCACUGUGCCUUGGGAACCCAUGAGUGUAAUGAGCAUGCCAUCUGUCACUAUUUACGGCCGAAUCACUAUUACUGCGAGUGUGAUGAGGACCAUGCUUGGGCCGGGGAUGGAUUCGUCUGCGGCCGUGAUCUCGACAUGGACGGUCAGAUGGACCUGAAGAUGCGGUGCACCAAUACAUCAGAUAAAAACUGCCUCGCUGAUAACUGUCCGGGUUACCCAAACAGCGGUCAGGAGGAUGCUGACGGCGACCUGACCGGAGAUAUCUGUGACACUGAUCGUGACAAUGAUAGAAUCUACAACGAACUUGACAACUGUCCCUAUGUAGCCAACUUUGAUCAGGCGGAUGUGGAUGGCGACGGUGUCGGUGAUGCGUGUGAUAACUGCAUGACAAAGUCUAAUACAGGCCAGACGAACAACGAUGGUGACUGGGAGGGCAAUCAGUGUGAUAAAGAUGAUGACAACGAUGGUCUCAAGGACUGGAAGGACAACUGCAAGUUUGUCUACAACCCUGAUCAAGAGGAUACCGAUGGGGACGACGUAGGCGAUGCUUGUGAUAAUUGCCCCUUCGUCACUAACCCUGAUCAGGACGACUAUGACAAGGAUGGAUAUGGUGAUGAAUGCGACAAUGGGGAGUCUGAUGUAGACGGUGACAGCGUACAUGAUUACGAUGACAACUGUAUUUAUGUCCCUAAUGCUGAACAGCUUGAUAUUGAUGGUGAUGGUGAAGGCGAUGCAUGUGAUGAGGAUAUUGACGAUGAUGGCAUUUUGAAUGAGGUCGAUAAUUGUCCGUUGGUCCAAAAUGAAGAUCAAGUAGAUGAUAUCGAGAAUUUCAUAGGAGAUGCUUGCGAGACUGAUUUUGAUGGAGAUGGCUUUGAUGAUGAGGUUGAUAAUUGUCCGAAGAACCCUCGAUUGCACAGUUCUAAUUGGACCAAUGGGAUAGUUGGCAAUCUGAAAUUCCCCACGCAAGGGGUAACUUGGUUCUUCUCUGAUAAGGGAAGAGAGGUCCACGGCAAGAAAGAUAAAAACGUUCCUGUGCUCCUUGUCAGCAACGAAAAAUUUGAGGACGUGAUCUACACGGGCACCAUGUACGUCAGCGGUGAUGAGGAGACGGGGGAUAACAUGUGCAUUGGAUUGGUUUUCGGCUUCCACAAUCUCAGGCAAUUCUACGUGGUACAAUGGUGGAAGCAGUUAGGUUUCCAAACGGAAACAAAUCUUCCUGGAAUGGUCAUUAAGAGGAUAUUCGCUAAAGACCAUGGCGAUGACUUCCUUGCUGCUCUGUGGUCUUAUCAGACUUACACAGAUUAUUCCCAUGUGAUAUGGCAAGACAGAGACCUCAAAACCUGGAACUACAAGACACCUUAUAGAUGGAAAAUCGUACACACACCAUCCAUUGGAAAGUUCAGGGUCCAGAUAUUCACCGUUGAUGGUCUGCUAACCGAUUCAAGUGAUAUAUAUGACAUCAUGUAUCUUGGGGGUCGUCUGGGUAUAUUCAUGGACCACCAAGACGGUGUCCUCUGGUCAAAUAUGGAAUACAAGUGUCUUGGCAGAUUGAACAAGGCUCUUGUGUUUGAUGGGAAUACCACAUAUAUCGAUAUCGGAGAGGUACGAUCAAUCCACUUGACUGCACAUUUCUUUAUUGAGAUGUGGUGUUUCAUAGAACCAGUAUCAGAUGAAGAGAUUUUCCCCUUGUUGAGUACGACAGAUGGAUCAUUUGAAUUUUACAUUCAGAAUUCAACACUCUUUGGUAAAUACAGAGAUGCAUCCACCAGUAUGACUGGGAAUCUAACAGGCGGGUGGAGGCAUGUGGCUAUUCAGGCUUAUAUUCGAGGGGACCUCAAAGUUUACAUUGAAGGUGAACGUUCACCAUCAACUCCGGAUGCUAUCAUCAGUGCUCAUAACCAAUGGCCUCCUGACACUCAUCUGUACCUCGGCAAAGGAGCCUCGGGGGAACUCUUCAGAGGAAAAAUUGACGAGUUGAGGAUAUUUCGUAAUGCCUUUAAUUUUCACAUCGGAGAUACUUUUUUCCGUGAUUUUGAAUUCUGGAGAAACAGUGGCUACUUUGUCUUGCAGUACUCAAUGGAUGAGCAGUCCAAUGGAGCAUCUGUUAUAAAGGACCAGGGUCGCUAUGGCUUUGAUGGUCAAGUCAACGGAAGGGCAUCCUUUGUCCCCAGUACCAUGGACGGCUAUCGGUGGGCGCAGACUACUAUCCAAUCCAAUAAGUAUAAACGUAGGCGUAAGCGGAGUAUUGAGGACAACGUUCCAACAGCGGAUCUCCAUGAUGAACUAUGAGCAUUCGUCAAAAUGAUAACGUAAUACUUUGGAACGUCAACCGAACUUGUGUGACUCUUCGGGCAUUGCAAGAAACUUGCGAUCGAUUUCAAGUCUAUUUUCGGUUCCUAAAACAAUUGUAAGUUUUGAAAAUAGUUGUUUAUGAUUCAUUGUAAUCUGAUCUGCCACAGUUAAAAUUGAUCUAUCAAUCGCAAAAAUUGGAACGAGAUAUUAGCGAUUGAUUGCAAAUAUUUUUUGCAGCACCCCCUGUGCUUAUUUGUUGUAAUGAAGCUAACUGUAGACCCAUCAUUCUACAUGUAUACAUUUACAUUUGUGACCAUUGCACUUGAAGUAUAUUGUAGAAGUCUUAUUGUGAAAUUGAAUCGUCUUACAUCGGAUGAUGAUGGAAUUUGAUGUGUCACGGAAACUCUUGUGUAUGCAUUUGUGUGUUUUUAAAGAUUUUUUUUUGCCAAGUUUUUUUCAAGAUUCCUAAUAAAACAAUGAGUCUUUGAAUGUGUUGUAUGGUGAUCCAAAUUGCACAAUUGGAUUAUUAAUUAUAAUUAUAUUUAUCCCAUCUUCUUGCUCUCUAAUAAACCCAGUUAAUUUCCAAUUCGUCUAAUGCCAAUUUGUCCAAAAUUUGCCAACUCGUCUACUAUCAUUUGGUCUUAUU